AUGGACCCGCUUACUUUCAGCAACGCGUCAUUAUACAGCAUUGGUGACAUUCUGAAUCUACCGGCGGCUAUGGAAUUUUUGGACGAUGAAGAUUUCGGAAGCACGAUGAUGAUGCUUGAAAAUGCAAUCGCGUCUUCGCCUACGUCAUCUUUUUGUAGAGAAGACCCUAACAGCCUAAACUUGAGCCUGACAGGAUUGAGUGAUGCCUUCAACGUGCGGGACACGGCUUGCACUGAGCAGCACUUGAUUGGUACCGAUAAAUUGGAACACCCUAAUGGCGUUAGCUCUUGCCUUUCGCAUGAUGAAAAGAACCGAAGCAGCGGUCGUGUUGGUGGCGGCGAUGUUUAUAUCAAGCAGGAGAACAACAUGCCCGGCUUGUCGCCAAUUAUGGACUCCUUUCUGCGCGAGUCUUGGGAUGACAUCAUUAAUCCAGGCUCAAAAUCUGCCAGUUCAAUUGUAAUUUCGACUACGCCUGGUCGAAUGGACUCGUUGACGCCCCGCUUCUUCCUUCCCAGCCCGUCACCAUUAGGAGGACCGCUAUUGAUGAAGAGCAUGCCGAUUUUUGCACAAACGUUACCACCAGCGACCCUGCGCAUGAUCUCCAACACUUCAACCUCUCCAACUGCUGUGUCCACCAAAUCGAAAGGGACACGGCGAGCAAAGCAGUGUAUUGCUGAAGCGUGUACCCGGCGCGCUCAGUCUAAUAAUAGAUGCAAGACUCACGGUGGUGGCGCACGGUGCCAAAUAGAAGGUUGCAACAAAAGUUCACAGGGUGGAGGACUUUGCCGCGCCCACGGAGGUGGCAAAAAGUGCCGAGUACCUGGUUGCUCAAAAGGAACUCAACGUCUUGGUUUAUGCUACCUGCACGGUGGGAUCCGUCGUUGUAUAGCAGAAGGUUGCAAGAAGAAGGACCGUGGAAACGGCUACUGCAUCUCGCACGGAGGAGGCCGACGGUGCGAAGCUGAUGGAUGCAGUCGCUCGGUUCGUAAAGGCAAUCACUGUCAGAUGCACCAAGUCUUAGCAUAUGAUACUCCGUUUCAGACAAACCGAUGCCAGGGACUUUAUUCGUAA
This is a messenger RNA of Peronospora farinosa, 1071 nucleotides long. The record is from the annotation of a GenBank genome assembly. Lineage: Eukaryota; Oomycota; Peronosporomycetes; Peronosporales; Peronosporaceae.